This is a messenger RNA of Entamoeba invadens IP1, 1272 nucleotides long. RefSeq names its product sulfate adenylyltransferase, putative. The transcript has 2 exons. The record is from RefSeq and is a predicted model, not a curated record. NCBI's taxonomy places the organism in Eukaryota, Evosea, Mastigamoebida, Endamoebidae. Gene Ontology annotation, biological process: sulfate assimilation. Gene Ontology annotation, molecular function: sulfate adenylyltransferase (ATP) activity. Bases 1 to 1272 code for a protein of 423 amino acids.
AUGAGCAUCCAAGCCAAGUUAGACGCACUUAUUAAGCCACAUGGAGGCAAAUUAGUGAAAACCCUGAAGUAUGGAGCAGAGAAGGAGGACUUACUCAAAGCUGCUGAAACACUUCCCAAGCUUGACAUAUCAUCUCGUGAAUUUGGUGAUUUAGUUAUGAUGGGUAUUGGAGGAUUUUCCCCACUUGAUGGUUUCAUGAGUCGUGCUGACUGGUACAGUGUCUGCAAGAACUUUACCUUAGCGGACGGGACUUUUUGGCCUAUUCCAAUCACGAUGUCUGUCUCUGAAGAAGAUGCACGUAAGCUUCGCCGUGGACAAAAGGUCGCCUUAUCUUACAAGAAAGAUGUCCAGCCCAUUUCUGGGACUAUAGCAGUCGAUGAAAUUUAUGAGAUGACAAAGAAAGACAAAGAGAUGGAGUGCAAGGACAUCUUCACGACAUUAGACAAAGAUCAUCCUGGUGUGAAGAAAGUGAUGGAGCAGAAGCCCUUCAAUGUUUCUGGUAAAGUGGUGACUUUAUCUGAAGGGGAAUUCCCGACGAAGUAUGCCGGGAUCUACAUGACCCCUGAAGAGAGUCGUAUGAACUUUGCGAAGAAAGGAUGGAAGACAAUCGCAGCACUUCAAUUAAGAAAUCCGAUGCACAGAAGUCAUGAGUUCUUAGCCAAAAUAGCUGUAGAAGUCUGUGAUGGAGUCUUCAUUCAUUCAUUAGUUGGUAACUUGAAGCCUGGAGAUAUCCCUGCUGAAGUUAGAGUAAAGUGUAUUGAUGCUUUGGUAGACAAGUACUUUGUCAAGAAGAAUGUCUUACAAGGAGGAUAUCCACUUGAUAUGAGAUAUGGUGGACCACGUGAAGCUUUACUUCAUGCUACUUUCAGACAGAACUACGGAUGCACUCAUAUGAUCAUUGGAAGAGAUCACGCUGGUGUCGGUGACUAUUAUGGACCUUUUGAUGCACAGAAGAUCUUCGAUAAGAUCCCACAGAAUAAAGACCCAAAGAAGAGAUUACUCACUCAACCGAUGAAAAUCGAUUGGACUUUCUAUUGCCAUAAAUGCGACGGAAUGGCAUCUCUGAGAACUUGCCCUCAUACUAAGAAGGACAGAGUCAUUGUCUCGGGAACUAUGGUCAGAAAGAUGCUCUCUGAAGGGAAGAAAUUGCCAGACCACUUCGGACGCGAUGAGUCUCUUAAAAUCUUGAGCGAAUACUACCAACACCUCGAUAAGAGCAAGAGAGUCACUAUUAAACUCCAGAAGUUCGCUACCGGGUCGGCUAUGAACUAA